This is a messenger RNA of Python bivittatus (Burmese python), 2167 nucleotides long. It is a transcript of the gene GPX3, whose product is annotated as glutathione peroxidase 3. The record is from RefSeq and is a predicted model, not a curated record. Gene Ontology annotation, molecular function: glutathione peroxidase activity. Gene Ontology annotation, biological process: response to oxidative stress. Lineage: Eukaryota; Metazoa; Chordata; Lepidosauria; Squamata; Pythonidae.
CUGGAAGGUGGUAAUGUUUGACAGAGAGAGAGAAACACAAAGAGACACCUACAGCAAGCAGCAACACAGUUUUUUGUGGAGGCAAGGCCAGGCAGGGGUGCAGGGCCCCUGUCCCUCUUGCUCUCCUACCAUGAAGGGCAGACUUAAAGGUGCAUGGAUCAUCUCCUUGCUUUUGGCUGGCUUAUUUCAGCCCAACCUGGGACAGGAACAACAGAAGAUUUCAACAGGCUUUCCGUUACCUCACCAACAUGAGGAGACAAGAACCUGCUCACAUAUUCCUCUUUCUCAGCCGACCCAAGAUCGAGCCAAGGUGGCUUGCUAUGACUCAGUUCAAGGAACAAUCCAUGACUAUGGGGCUCUCACUAUAAAUGAUGAAUACAUCCCCUUCCGGAAUUAUUUGGGGAAGUUUGUCCUCUUUGUAAAUGUGGCCACCUACUGAGGACUCACAGCACAAUAUGUUGAACUGAAUGCACUACAAACUGCACUGGGAAAUGACCAAUUUGCUAUCCUUGGCUUCCCAUGCAAUCAAUUUGGAAAACAAGAACCUGGACAGAAUUCUGAAAUCCUCCUAGGACUAAAACAUGUCAGACCUGGGGGAGGCUUCGUCCCUAAUUUCCAGCUCUUUCAGAAAGGAGAUGUAAAUGGGGAGAACGAACAGAAAAUUUACACCUUCCUGAAGAACUCCUGUCCACCUGUUGUGGAAAACUUUGGUGACCCCGCGAAACUCUUCUGGUCGCCUCUGAAGCUCCAUGAUAUUAAAUGGAACUUUGAGAAAUUUUUGGUUGGUCCUGAUGGAAAGCCCUUGAUGAGGUGGUUUCACCGGACAAAUGUUGCUACUGUGAAGAAUGAUAUUCUAAGAAUCAUAAGGAAAAACACCACAAAUGGAUAGACUCCAUGCAAAUGAUGGAUUCAAGGAGGGGAGGGAGACUGCAGACAUAUCCAGACAUACUCAUUUUCUUCUGUCAAACAGCCAAUCAUCGAAAUAUCCUUUAUUCAAAGCUAAAAAAAAGUUAAGAUAGAAUUCACCCUAGAAGGUGCCAGUUCAUACACUAUUACUGAUAAAGUUUAACAUCAAAAUUGUUAAUCUUAACUGACAUAUUUCCAAGCAUAACUUUACAAAAGGAAGUUGACCUCAGUUUACUCCAGUGAUUGCUUUAAUUUCCACAGGAUGAACAUAGUAUUGGGAAACCAUUUUAGUUACUUCUGAUACUGCUUCAAAAGUCUGUUACUAGUGCAGCACAAAAACAAGAGGACCUUUGGGUUUUGUACCUCUAGGAUAUUAUAGUACUAAAGAAAAGUGGAGACUAUUCCUCACUUUCAUUAUUAACAUAUUGAUGCAAAACAUUCUCUACAAAUUUUAAAAACAACAAAAUUAAGGAUAAUUUUUUAAAAUGACUAGCUGUACGUUGAACCAUUGUGUCGCAAUGUUAAAGUCCAUCUAGUUUAUUUUUAGCAAUUUAAACUCAUUUCCAACAUUGUGUGAAUAUUAAAUGCUACAUUCAUUAAGAGUUUCCCACUUAAUUUUGUUGUUUUAAAUUGCUAAGAUAUUUUGUUCUUAGCAAAAUAUCAUCAGUCAUAACUCAGGCCAAGCUAUGCUUGUUCUCCACAUAACCAAGAGUCUCAUGGCACCUUUAGGCUGCAGAUUUGUAGUCUUUGUAAGAGACUCUCUCACAUCCCCAGCAUACUCAUGCCCUCCCCCAUUGACUCUUAUGUACAAUCCUUACUCACUAUCUGGGUUACACACAGUUCUAUUGGAAAUAGGAUUUCCCCUCCAAAAUAGAUGGAUUUAAUAGCCUUGGCAUUUCUGGAUAAAGUACAGUUUAUUUCCCUUCCUCAAAAUACAGAACAGAACCUCACGUAGCGAAUUUAUGAACUGGAAUUUCUCAAAUGACUUUGUUUCUGAGACAAGUGGAAGGAAGAUGGGACAAAGGAUUUAUGGGGCAAGGAAAAUGCAUCAGAAUGACGGUUAGGUCUGAAAACUCCCUAAGAGUGGGACCUGGCCUAAGACUGCAAGGCAGUGGAGUAGUUCUUAAGUGCAUUCAGCUACUUCACUACAAUCUUUGCAGAGAUGUAUUCCUUCCUAUUAGUCCCCAAAUCCCAGCUUCUCUGACCUCCACAUCUACUGUGUAAGAACACUGCCUAAUAAAAACAGCAAAUUCUCAAUGCA